Papilio polytes (common Mormon) is the source of this 962-nucleotide messenger RNA. RefSeq names its product insecticyanin-B-like. The record is from RefSeq and is a predicted model, not a curated record. Lineage: Eukaryota; Metazoa; Arthropoda; Insecta; Lepidoptera; Papilionidae. Gene Ontology annotation, molecular function: pigment binding. The transcript has 4 exons. The coding region runs from base 73 to 714 and encodes 213 amino acids.
ACAUCAUUCAGACUUGUAGUGUCUUUGGUUGAGUAAGCUAGCAAAUUCUUAGUACAUUCGUUUUAAUACAAUAUGCUUCGAUUUACUUUGUUCGCAAUCUUCGUCGCCUCUGCUUCGGCAGUGUCCGUCAUCUUUGAAGAUGGACCAUGUCCCAAUUUUAAACCAAUGUCAAACUUUGACUUCAGCGCUUAUGGUGGAACGUGGUACGAAAUCGCCAAAUUCCCAAACCCCUCUGAAGAAGGUGACAAAGCUAAAUGUACUCUUAUCGAGUACUUCGUCAAGGAGUUCAGAGGAAAGAUGAAGUUCACACACGUUGUUGAUGGCGCAAGAAAGUACAUUGAGGGAGAUCUUACACAGGUUUACCCUGGAAGCGGAAAAAUUAUGUACACUUACACAUUCGGAGGUAAAGCGAAGAACACCUAUCUAUAUGUAAUGGACACUGAUUACAACAACUACGCAGUCGCCUUCAGUUGCAGAUACUUCAAGGACAGCGACAAACAUCAAUUAUUGGCGUGGAUCCUAUCCAGGAACAAGGUUUUGGAAGGCAACGCGCUCGCCGCUGUGGACAAAUUCCUUGCAGCAAACUCAAAGUUAAUCAACACAUCUUACUUUGUACAAAACGAGCACACGAACGAAGCCUGCAAAGCCAGAACUACUGAGGAGAUAACCGAAUUCUUAAAGAUCUACGAGACCAACCCAAACUUAAUUGAUUAAUUUUACUUCUAUAACAAUUUACUUUUACUUAAAUAAAUAAAGUUAAUCAAUUAAAUGUUUCAUUUAUUUAGCAGUUCUAAUUGUAUAACUUCAUUUAAAAAGUUUGUUCUUGCAUGAACUUUAAUUUAGGUAGAAUAAUACUUUUAUUAUUAGUAUUAAAUUGUGAAUAUUAUCACAUAAAGUAUGUAUAUUUUUAUGUAACGCAGUUCAGUUGUCGACAUCUGUGAAAUAAAUUCAUCUAUAUAAAA